Molecule: messenger RNA, 5635 nt
Organism: Platichthys flesus (European flounder)
Lineage: Eukaryota; Metazoa; Chordata; Actinopteri; Pleuronectiformes; Pleuronectidae
Exons: 1
Coding region: 196-4542 (1448 amino acids)
Biological process (GO): proteolysis; DNA integration
Molecular function (GO): RNA-DNA hybrid ribonuclease activity; nucleic acid binding; aspartic-type endopeptidase activity
Source: RefSeq, a predicted model, not a curated record
UUCAAUGAACCAGGAAGAGGGGGGCGCGGGCGUGGACGUGGUCGUGGGAGAGGCUUCUAUCGACAAUUUCAAAUUCCCAAAGAUGAGUGUAUGAUCUGCAGAGAAAAAGGACACUGGGCGAAGAACUGCCCCCACCGGCGAGAGGAGGGAGAGACAAGAACUUUCACUGCCGACUGAAAUAGAGAAAGGGAGGAGAUGGCAGACGGGGAGGAGACGACCAAUCAACCCACCGAGGAUCAAAGAAAGGAAAGUGAAUCACACACACACACAGACGCUAAAGCAAUGAAGUAUUCGCUUGCCAAACUAACCGAACACAUACAAACAAGCUACAGCAAUGAAGAACCGCUUGCCAAAUUAACCGCACACACACACACACCAGAUCACACACAACUUUGUGGUACUUAUGUUAAGUACAAUAGUGAUGCUUUUAAGAAAAUGCCACAACUCGAACUGUGUGUUAACGGUCACAAACUUAAUUUCAUGGUUGACUCUGGUGCAGGUUAUUCUGUGGUUAGGACUUCAGAUUUGCCCACAUCUCCUGAGAUGAGUGGUCGCUUUAUAUUCUCUCAAGGUGCCAGCGGUGCCACUGUAAAAGAAAACUUCACAAAACCUCUCAAAUGCGCCGCUCAGUUUGACAAACAUCAACAACAUCCCAUAAAGUUUGAACAUGGUUUUCUGUUGUCUCCCUGUUGCCCAAUUAAUCUAUUAGGAAGAGAUUUGAUGAUUGUGUUAGGCCUCAACUUAGUAUCCUCCUCUGAAGGAGUGACGGUUACACACAAUUCUUCUUCACCCACAUUCACAAUGUCUCAGACCACACAUGAGCAGAUGUUUGCAUAUCAGUGGCAACUUCCUAUAAAUGCCUCCACUGAUCUGCUCUCCACGUCGCACUCUCUUGUCACUCCUUUUUCGGAUUUCAUGCACACUGAUUCAUUGCAUUGCACCUCACAUGUGACAAGCACAGUAGAUCACGUUUAUGAAUCUCUGUUUUUGCCUUUUUCUGAUGAUUCUCUGAAAGUGUCCAAUGUUUUUUGGUCUGGUUCCAGAAGUGCAGCUUUCGUCUCACUCACUGACCAACAGUUCGCACUGUUUCACGUCUUGAAUUCCAGCCCUCACAUCCCGCUCUCCAAGUCUCAUGAUGACAAGUGGCAAGACUUAGGCCCAUUUGUCAGAUCAUGCCAGGCUGCCGUUGAUUGGCAACCCACAACCAGGCCUGACGUAAUGUAUUCCCCCAGUCUGAGUGCAUUUGAUCUAAAAAUGUCUCCAACCCUCUGUUGUCCAGCCACACACUCAUUUGUUGUGACUGAAAAUCACCUUCAUUCUUAUGCAAUGUUGUCUAGCCCCUCUGACAUUUCUCCUUUACUUUCAGAUCUGCCUGAAACACUGUGGGCAAAGGACAAAUAUGAUGUGGGCCUCAUCAGAAACUGUGAUCCAGUCAAAAUCACUCCAAAAUCUGAUUACAGGCCAUGUAAACAACAAUAUCCACUCAGACAAGAAGCAGUGGAGGGGAUACGUCCUGUUUUUGAAUCCUUUUUGCAGGCUGGAGUAAUUGUCCCCUGCCCUGAUUCACCGGUCCGCACUCCACUGUUCCCAGUUAAAAAGAUCAGAGACAAAGGUCAACCUACUGAGUGGCGGUUUGUGCAGGAUUUGAAGGCUGUGAAUGAUGCUGUAAUUUUUCGAUCGCCUAUUGUUCCCAACCCAUACACACUGCUUUCCCAAAUUCCGCCUAAUGCAGUGUGGUUUUCGGUUGUAGAUUUAUCCAACGCUUUUUUUAGUGUUCCUGUCCACAAGGACAGCCAGUACUGGUUUGCUUUUAAUUUUGAAAACAAGGCCUACACGUUCACACGCUUAUGUCAGGGCUACUGUGAGUCUCCGUCAUUGUACAAUCAGGCUCUCAGGAACAGUCUUGAACCCCUCAUCCUCACUCCGGGUUCAGCUCUCUUGCAGUAUGUUGAUGAUCUACUAAUUGCCAGUCCCACACAGGAGCAAUGUGAAACAAAUACGAUCGCUUUGCUGAGGCAUCUGGCUCGUGAGGGCCAUAAAGUCAGUCUCAGCAAACUACAGUUUGUACAACAAACUGUCACGUUUCUGGGUCAUGUCGUCACCAAAGAUGGCAAAUCCCUGUCUGAUAAGAGAGUAGAAGCUAUUGUUAACAUGCCAAAACCCUUGACGAAGAAACAACUCAUGUCAUUCAUCGGCACAUGCUCUUUCUGUAGAACGUUCAUUCCUGACUUUGCUCUUCUUGAAGCCCCCUUAGGUGCUCUGUACCACGGCAAAUCACUCACUCCUCAUGAACGUGUCGUUUGGACUCCAGAGGCAGACGAGGCAUUUGUCACACUGAAGAAGACGCUGCAGCAAUCUCCCACUCUUGCUCUCCCUUACCCUGACAAACCUUUUGUUCAGGCUGUGGAUGAGAGAGACCGCUGCAUGACUUCCGUCCUCCUUCAGUCGCAUGGUGACAAGUUUCGCCCUGUCGCCUACUUCUCUGCCAAACUUGAUCCGGUGGCAGCUGGCCUUCCACGUUGUUUGCGUGCAGUGGCCGCAUGUGAAAAAGCCGUUCUUGCCUCACGAGACAUAGUAGGUUACUCUGACUUGACACUCCUUGUUCCUCAUGCUGUGUCUCUCAUUCUUACAGAACAGAAGACCUCACAUCUCUCUGCUGCUCGCUGGUUGCGGUAUCACACUGUUCUUCUUGACAUGCCCAACAUCACAGUGAAACGCUGUUCAACUUUGAACCCAGCCACGCUUCUUCCGCUUCCGGAUGACGGGGAAGAACACAACUGUGUGGCUGAACUUCAAGUCCAGUGUUCCCCACGACCUGACCUCUUUGACGAACCUCUUUCUAACUCUGACUUGAUUCUGUAUGUCGAUGGGUCUGCCUCACGUGACCCUGUCUCUGGUACUAACUGUGUUGGUUUCUCUGUUUGUUCAGAUAGCGAAGUCCUCGUCUCGAGUUCUCUUCCUCAUCACCUCUCAGCACAGGCAGCAGAGCUCAUCGCACUCACGGAAGCAUGCAAACUGGCUACUGGUAAAACACUCACAGUCUACACUGACUCCAGAUAUGCAUUCGGUGUAACUCAUGAUUUUGGUGCCGUUUGGCAACACAGAAACUUCCUCACAUCCUCUGGUAAAAAGAUAGCACACCAUGGUCUCAUCACAGAUCUUCUAUCUGCGAUUUUGCUCCCAAAAACGGUGGCUGUAUGCAAAUGUGCUGCACACACAAGUGCUACGGAUGUGGUGUCUCGGGGAAACGCCAAAGCAGACACAGCGGCUAAAGCUGCAGCUCGCUUACCACCUCCUCUUUCAAACAAACAAUUGGCUGCACUCACAUCUGACAUGUCCUCCUCUCUUUCUGCAGUACAGUCCACUGCUACUCCUCCUGAGAUCUCCCUAUGGAAGAAGUCCGGUGCUAUGUUCCAAGCUGGUGUGUGGUAUGGUCCUGACAACAAACCCUGUUUGCCAAAACAUUUCUUUCCCCAUUAUGCUAAGUUAUCUCAUGGCAAAGAUCACACAUCUAAAAUGGGGAUGUUAUCUAUGAUAACAGAACAUUGGUUCACGAAAGGUUUCUCCACCUAUGCUCAAAAGUACUGUCAGGCAUGCGUAAUCUGCGCCACACACAACGUUGGCAGGCCAGUGGCUGUAACCAGCCAGGCAGCUCACCAACCACCAACUCGACCUUUUGAACAUCUGAUGAUGGACUUCAUAGAGCUGUCACCAUCAGAAGGUAAAUCUCACUGCUUAGUGAUGGUCGACAUGUGGUCAAAAUGGGUUGAAGCUUUCCCUGCCUCAAAACAAACUGCAAGUGUGGUCACCAAAGCAUUGUUAAGAGACAUUAUUCCACGAUGGGGAAUUCCUAGCAGGAUUUCCAGUGACAACGGCAGACACUUCGUAAACGAAGCUGUCAAACAACUCGGUUCUCAUCUAGGUAUGGAUGUGCGAACACACUGUGCAUAUCAUCCAGCCAGUGGUGGAGCUGUGGAACGAGAGAAUGGCACACUCAAAACUAAACUUGCAAAGUGCUGUGAAGACACAGGUCUUGCAUGGACAAAAGUCCUGCCUCUGGUGCUGAUGUACAUGAGGAUGAGAAAACGAACAAGGUCUAAUCUUUCACCUUAUGAGAUUCUUUUUGCAACUCCUCCCCACAUUGGUGUGGCUCCUCCAUCUUCUCCGCUUCCAUCCACAGACUUGUGUGAUGAUAACAUGUUGUCUUAUUGUGCUAACCUAACUUCGUCUCUUUCAGACAUCAGGAGACAGGUGACCUCCUCCCUUCCUCAUCCAGCUACUGAACCGCUUCAUAACCUCCAGCCAGGCGACUUUGUGGUGGUCAAGGACUUCCGGAGAAAGAAUUGGCGCUCACGCAGGUGGCAAGGGCCUUACCAGAUACUGCUCACAACCUACACAGCCGUGAAAGUUGCUGAAAGAGCCACCUGGAUCCACGCCAGCCAUUGCAAACGAGUACCAUCUCCAUCGGACCAGCUGACGCCUUCAACUGAAAGCACACACACUGAUACUCUCCCUCCAGCUUGCGUAUGUGUUUCUGAGUGAUUUCACUAGACAAAAACAGCUAUUGCAAUUAUCCUUUCAACUUCAUAUUUUAUGAUGCCUUAAUUUAAAUCUCUGAAUUUUUAAGGUUGAUGUGUUACUUUAUGAAGUUUGUACAUACUUAAUAAUAUAUACAUACCACUUCUGUCUGUCCUGGGUGAGGAAUCCCUCACAUGUGGAUCUCUCUAAGGUUUCUACUUAUUUUUCACCCUGUGAAAAGGGUUUUUUUUAGUAAUUUUCUUCCUUACGCUUUAUGAGGGUUAAGGGCAGAGGUUGUCACCCCAUGUUUAAGGCCUAUGAUAUUUUCAACCUUACAUAUACUUUAUGUUGACAUUUAACAUUUUAUUACAUUUUAAUAUGAGUUACUUUUGCCAAUCAAUACAGUAUGUUACAUUUUGAUAAUGGUUAAUGAGAAAAUGAUUUUGUUUGACCUGAUUUCCUUCCAUAUUUUUUCAUUUUAAACGCUUGCUCCAUUACAGGAAAAUAACUUUUUUUUGUUUCCUUUCCGCAAAAACAGCAACGGCUACCUAUUGUGGCCUCAUCGCCAGUGACUCUGUAUAUAGGAUUGCAGACUCUAUGAUUUUCUUCUAUGAUUUGAUGUUUGUUACUGAUGUUGAUUAUGAUGUUUCUUGAUUAUUUUUCGUUAGUGAUCAUAUUUUUUAUUGAUGAUCAAAUGGGGGAGUGUAAUGGAAAAUAUCACUGACCAGUGUCUAAGGUAUUGGAUAUCCCCUUACUAAGUGUCUCACUGCUGUGAUACUGUCUACCUGACAGGAUGGAGCCCUUAUUUGUUGAUGUUUUUCCUUAAUUGGUACCAGGGACGGUAGGGUGAGGUUUUUCAUCUAACUGGUACCGGGGACGGAAGGACACAGCAGAUAAGAUAGAGGAUGAUCUCAUGUCUUUCAUGUCUUCUUUUUUUUUUUCAUAUCAUGUCUUAUGAAACGCCUCUUUGUAUAAGUUCUGGCUUCUGUGAACUUACAGCCAGUUGUUCCAUUUUGAGCACCCGUGCUUGUUGUGUAAACUCUGCAGAGCUUAUUAUUAUAAAGACUCAAAAGCAACUCCGGUCUGAGAAUUUCAUUAUUUCAAAUCUCAAGAUGAA